Messenger RNA from Hyalella azteca, 1885 nucleotides. Its product is annotated as phenoloxidase-activating factor 1-like. The record is from RefSeq and is a predicted model, not a curated record. Gene Ontology annotation, molecular function: serine-type endopeptidase activity. The coding region runs from base 139 to 1293 and encodes 384 amino acids. Gene Ontology annotation, biological process: proteolysis. Lineage: Eukaryota; Metazoa; Arthropoda; Malacostraca; Amphipoda; Hyalellidae. The transcript has 8 exons.
UCUGCCAAAAAUCGACAAUAAAACUCCAAUAAAUCGAGAGUGUGGCGAGUACAGGCGGCAGUCAUCGAAGAAUCAUCGAUGAUUUAUAGGAUCAGAAUCAUCGAUGGCACAUUGCAGCUAGCCCAGCUAUAAGGCAAGAUGCAGCCUGGCCUACUAAUCCUCGGGCUUGCCUACCUAGGCCUGCCUGCAUGCGAGGCGCAACGACCUAUCGUCUUCGGAGAGUCAACGCCUUCAGGGUGCCACUGCGUGCCGUUUACGGACUGCCGUCAGCUUCUGCCGCCUAUGGGCCAGCGCCUAUCGUACGUGCAAGCGGCGGCCCUGCGGCACCGAAGAUGCGGCUUUGUUAACCGAACCAUCAAGGUGUGUUGCGAGGGAGGGCAGCCAUCACCCACUGUAGAGGAUACUUCUUCUCCUGCUGGAGUUGAUGGGGAAAAGGGCGGGCACCCCACCGACCUGCCCUUGACCUGCGGCAACCAAUUUUUCGUUGAAAGAACAUUCACUACAGGGGGAAAGAACGCCCCCCUGAGGAGCAACCCCUGGAUGGUUGCCUUGGGGUACAUGGUGCCGGGUCGGCGUGGUCAGCUCGAGCUGAGUUUCCAGUGCGGGGCGUCGCUGGUGACGAGCCAGCACGUCGUCACCGCCGCCCAUUGCGUCCGUCCUGACGACCUAGGAUUCCGCUCCCUGACACAAGCGAACAUCGGUGAGUGGAACACAGAGACAGACCCCGACUGCAUUUCGCCUCUAGUCAGCGGCAGAAGCUUCUGCGCGCCGCCCGUUGUCGUACGUCAGAUCGCUGCCAUCACCUGGCACCCGCAGUACAACUCAAACGGGAGAUACAACAACGACAUCGCUGUCGUCAGGCUUGACAGGCCUGUUACAUUUGGACUUUUCAUACAACCAAUUUGCAUCCCGAACAAUUUUGACCUGAAUAUCUCGGCGUCGUCGGUGUUGAACCAAAUGGCUCUGGCGGUAGGCUGGGGGGCGACUGAGACACUUGUCUCCUCCCCAGUGCUGCAGGAGAUCAGGCUCCCUUUGGUGGACAUGCAGCGCUGCAACGCCUCCUACCUGGGCAUCCUAAGUGAAAACCAGAUUUGCGCGGGGGGUGAACCGGGAGUGGACACGUGCCGGGGGGACAGCGGAGGCCCUUUGGUGACCACGAACAAUCAAAGGCAAUUCAUCCUCGUAGGACUCACCUCCUUCGGCCGUAACCGGUGCGGCAGCAACGGCAGCUUCGGAGUCUACACGGCCGUCUACAAGUAUCGGGACUGGAUCGUCCAGACCCUCGCGGUAUAGGAUCUGGAGGAUACCCUGAAUGUUCAGUGUCUUUGGAUUAACCAAAGACCUUGAAUAGAUAAGUUUUUUUGGCUUGACUGUGAAGGUUGGAACUAUUAUUUCCUAAAAUUUUUUGACCCAAAUGAGGAACAACUUCCUAAUAGCCAGAUCUCUGGCUUUUGAAUAUACCGCGUUGAUGGUACAGUAUUAGUGUAUCAUUAUUAGUAUAUUUGUACUAUGUUAUGAUAUUAUUAGUCUGCUGGGUGACCUCGCUACUUGCAGGUCCGUUGCGGCUGGACGGAGACGAGUGCGAGCUGCAUUUAAGAAAGCAUUCCUAAUUAACAUGCUUACCCAGGGAUUAAAGUUCCAAACUAUAUAUAUAUACAUAUAUAUAUGACGUUUGGGAAAACACGGCAUCGGUAGAAAAGGGUCGGCAUCGAUAGAAUUUAUUUGAAUCUCAACUUUGGGUAAUGAUAGCAUCCUAUUUAUGACAUUGCAUUGACAUCUAAAUAGUUCUAAUCCAGUACAAUGUGUAUUUAUUUCUGAGUUAUACGACUAAAAUGCAAGCAAUUAUUCAAUAAAACCUUUCAUUAUAUUAAAAAAUACUUGCAGC